Messenger RNA from Bipolaris sorokiniana ND90Pr, 1068 nucleotides. RefSeq lists its product as uncharacterized. NCBI's taxonomy places the organism in Eukaryota, Fungi, Ascomycota, Dothideomycetes, Pleosporales, Pleosporaceae. Gene Ontology annotation, molecular function: methyltransferase activity; nucleic acid binding. The coding region runs from base 1 to 1068 and encodes 355 amino acids. The record is from RefSeq and is a predicted model, not a curated record. The transcript has 2 exons. Gene Ontology annotation, biological process: methylation. Gene Ontology annotation, cellular component: mitochondrion.
AUGACGGAAUCGACCGCUUUCCAGGCACUCACCCGACACUUGGCAAAAUCAAACUAUGUCUUUGUAUGCCCCUCACCAGAAACUCAGGGCAGAGUAGUGCAAAAACGACACUCAAAUGUCUCGACCAAAGAUGCGCAGACUGCAUCGGAUUUCUUUGGAUGGAAUUUAUCAUGCGCAAGAGAAACACUCAAAUCCAUGAUACCCGAUGCAAUUUUCGAACAACUAUGCAAAUCCUCAGUUAUUGUCGAAGACAACAAUAAAAUGUACCGCUCCACCAUCCGCGUGUCAAACUUCUACCUACAAGACCCUCUGAACCGCGACCCUGACACCACCUCGCUCUACUACAUCCACUCUUCCUUCCCAGCCUCCUCAAACUCCGUAUUCUUCGGCCCAGACACAUAUCUCUUUAUUUCGUUCUUGCAGACCCUGCCGCGGUAUCUCCCACAAGCGCCAAGCUUGGCCAUCGAUGUAUGCUGCGGAUCCGGUGCAGGGGCGAUCCACAUAGCACGAACGUACCCGCAGGCAAAAGUACUAGGUCUGGAUCUGAAUCCCCAAGCACUGAGCUUGGGUGGUGUCAAUGCGCAAUUGGCAGGAGUCGAAGUCACCUUUUCCGAAUCAAACCUUUAUACUUCUUUGCCUGAAGAGAUGAAGGGAAGAGGAGUUGAUCUCAUCGUGAGUAAUCCGCCGUACAUCGCUUCUAGUGUCGAUGGCAAGGAUUUGCCCAUUUAUGCAGAUGGUGGUGCGGGGUUCGGUCUAGACAUCUCGAUUCGUAUUGUGGAAGAAGGUAUCAAAAUUUUGAGUUCGAACGGAGUCAUUGUCGUAUACACGGGUGUCGCGAUACCGACUGCCGACCCCGGACACGAUGCUUUCCUGGAAAAGCUGAAACAAGUAGAAGACGGGGAGCUUGCCGAGUAUAAAAUCUUGCAUCCGGAUAUGUGGCCUGAGGAGAUUGGAAAGGGCGCGUAUGCAGAUGUGUGUAGGAUACAGAUUGUGGGUGCUGUGCUGCGGAGGAACGUGAAGAGUAAAGAGGAAACCAAAGCUGCGGCUCGCAGUCAAUGGGCGGUAUAA